AAAUUGGGUAAAAAUCGAUGGAAAGGACGUUUGUAAAAAAUGCAAAAAUUUGAAACUUUAUGCUAAUAAGCCUAAUCAGAUCGUCCAUCAGAAUUUCACCGAAUAUCCCUCUCGCUCCUGCUCUCGGCUAGCAAUCCAGAAACCGAUCUAGAAUAAACAGAAAGAAUCACGAUGAGCGAGGUAUUUGAAGGUUACGAACGCCAAUAUUGCGAGCUUUCUGCGAAUUUAUCGAAGAAGUUGACGUCGGCCAGUCUACUUGACGGAGAGCAGAAGAAACAAAAAAUCUCUGAAGUAAAAACUGGAGUAGAUAAUGCAGAAGCUCUGAUUCGGAAAAUGGACGUUGAGGCCCGUGGUUUGCAACCAAAUGUUAAAGCAGUGCUGCUUGCUAAACUGAGAGAAUAUAAAACCGAUCUUAACAAUGUAAAAAAUGAAAUUAAGCGAAUUGCAUCAGCAAGCCUAAACCAGGCUGCCCGAGAUGAUUUGCUGGAGGCAGGGAUGGCUGAUACAUUAACUGUAUCGGCUAAUCAGAGAGACAGAUUGUUAGUGUCAACUGAAAGAUUGAACAAAUCCAGUGACAGGAUUCUAGAAAGUAGAAAGGUCAUGCUGGAGACAGAGGAUCUUGGCGUCUCACUUCUUCAAGAUCUACACCAACAGCGACAGUCUCUCUCACAUGCAAAUAACACGCUUCAUGGUGUGGACGAUAAUGUAAGCAGGAGCAAGAGAAUUAUAAAUUCCAUGUCAAGGAGGAUGAACAGAAACAAGUGGAUUAUAGGUGCUGUAAUUACGGUACUAGUCAUUGUCAUUAUUGUGAUAUUGUAUUUUAAACUUUCCAAGUAACUAGGACUGUGUCUGUUUGGAGAUGUUGUGAAGUACAUGAGCUUGUUGUCAACUUAACUCCAUAUUUUACUUUCUGUGAGUUUACGGUUCAGUAUGAUUUCUGGUGCUUUUUUUCCCCUUAUUAUGAAAAAGCUACAUAUUUGAAAAACAUUGUGAUUUUCAUGGUUGUAAUCUUGGAUUGCCUUGUAACUUUGAAUUCGCUGCAGUCGGAAAGCAAUCUGCCAUUCACUUU
This is a messenger RNA of Olea europaea var. sylvestris, 1069 nucleotides long. RefSeq names its product vesicle transport v-SNARE 13-like. Gene Ontology annotation, cellular component: endoplasmic reticulum membrane; Golgi apparatus; SNARE complex. Gene Ontology annotation, biological process: vesicle-mediated transport; intracellular protein transport; vesicle fusion. Gene Ontology annotation, molecular function: SNARE binding; SNAP receptor activity. Bases 172 to 837 code for a protein of 221 amino acids. The transcript has 6 exons. NCBI's taxonomy places the organism in Eukaryota, Viridiplantae, Streptophyta, Magnoliopsida, Lamiales, Oleaceae. The record is from RefSeq and is a predicted model, not a curated record.